AAAAGAAUUCAUAGAUUUACUAAAUCGUUCAUUGGAUUAUUUUUUAUUGUGGAGAACAAUACAUACGUUUCAACACAUUAGUAUGACAAAAAAUAUUUUCAAUGAAAGUGAUAAUUCAAGGUAAAAUCUUUAUAAAAAUAUAAAAUGGCGUCAGAUAACACUAGUCGUAACUUGAAUGAUUUACGUGUAUCAGAUCUUCGUGAAGAAUUAGAGAAACGUGGUUUAGAUAAAACUGGAGUGAAAUCGGUGCUUGUUAAGAGAUUGCAGCAAGCCUUGUCUGACGAAAGUGCGAAUUCUGAAUAUAAAGUAACAUCUGAUAGUGUACAGAUUGAAAACGCAGCAAUGGACAAAUCUGAAAAUUUGAAUACCGAUGAUGGUGUAGAAGAAAAUGAACAUGCAGAAAUUAAUCCAGAUGAAGUUGAUCCAAAUGAUAUGGUAGUAAAGGAUGAAUUAGAUGCUUCUAUUGACGAAAAUGACGCCAAUGAGAACACUGAAAAAGAAGAAAAUAUGGAGCAGGUAGAUGUUAAGGAAGAGGAAGAGGAAGAAGAUGAAGAAAAAUUUGAAAAAAUGGCUGACAAUCACUAUGAACUAAAAAAAUUAGAAGUAAAGGUUGAAGAUUGUGCAUCUAAGAUACGCCCUGGCCCUGCUUGCUCAAAAUUGAAUCAUCCAACAUUGGUUACUAAGGCUAAAUCUGCAAGUAACACAGCAGAAAAUAAACCUGAUAUCAACCAAGGUGAUCAAGACGAUUCAAUAAAUUUAACCAUUGGGGAAGAUGAAGAAAAAUUAUUACAGGAAGCUGAAGAUUCUCAUCCUCGUAGCAAGGCAUCAGGUAUGUUUUAUUUAUUCAUAGUUUAAUUAUGUAAAUAUGUGAUAAGAUUGCACAUGCUUAGGUUAUAAUUUAGUCUGUUGCAUACAAAUUCAAUUAAAGAAUCAAUAGUUAAAUUAUAUGAAUGGAG
Ctenocephalides felis (cat flea) is the source of this 956-nucleotide messenger RNA. Its product is annotated as scaffold attachment factor B1-like. The record is from RefSeq and is a predicted model, not a curated record. Gene Ontology annotation, molecular function: sequence-specific DNA binding. The transcript is spliced from 4 exons. NCBI's taxonomy places the organism in Eukaryota, Metazoa, Arthropoda, Insecta, Siphonaptera, Pulicidae. The coding region runs from base 145 to 855 and encodes 236 amino acids. Gene Ontology annotation, biological process: regulation of mRNA processing; regulation of transcription by RNA polymerase II. Gene Ontology annotation, cellular component: nucleus.